AUGGAAGAAGAAUCACAAAAGAAAAACAAAAAACAUAAAAUAAAAAAAAGUCAAAAACCAAUAACAGUAAGUAAUAGAAAGCCCUUUAAUAUUUUUGAUAAAAAUAACAAGACACAAAAACCUUUAGUUCGAGAUCCUCGUUUUUCAAAUUUAUCUGGAUCUUUUAAUCCUAACUUUUUUAGGAAUGCAUAUAAAUUUUUAUAUGAUACAAGGGAACAUGAAAAAGAAGAAAUUGAAAAAAAAUUAAAAAAUAAAAAUUUAAAUCAAGAAGAAAAAAAUAAAUUAAAAAAUGCAUAUAGUAAUUAUAAAAAUACAGAUGCAAUACUUAAAAAAAAAGAAGAUGAAAGAAAAUUAAAAUCACAAUUAGUUAAACAAGAAAAAGAAAAUAUUUUGAAAAAAAAUAAAACUCCAUAUUAUUAUAGUAAUAGGACGAUUAAAAAAAUGGUACAAGAAAAGGGGGAGGAAAAAAUUGGUGUAAAAAAAAUUAUUAAGAAGGAAAAGAAAAUUUUGCAAAAGGAAAGAAAACACAAUAUGAUUCCCCAAAGAAGAUAUGUUGAUGAGAAUUAG
Messenger RNA from Plasmodium yoelii, 567 nucleotides. RefSeq names its product rRNA biogenesis protein RRP36, putative. Gene Ontology annotation, cellular component: nucleolus; 90S preribosome. Lineage: Eukaryota; Apicomplexa; Aconoidasida; Haemosporida; Plasmodiidae. The transcript is spliced from 2 exons. The record is from RefSeq and is a predicted model, not a curated record. Bases 1 to 567 code for a protein of 188 amino acids. Gene Ontology annotation, biological process: maturation of SSU-rRNA from tricistronic rRNA transcript (SSU-rRNA, 5.8S rRNA, LSU-rRNA).